Chironomus riparius is the source of this 5649-nucleotide messenger RNA. The record is from the annotation of a GenBank genome assembly. Lineage: Eukaryota; Metazoa; Arthropoda; Insecta; Diptera; Chironomidae.
AUUUAUUUUGCGGAUUCCGUUCUUUUUUUCCUACGUUUUACAACCCCCAUCAUUGCAUGCCGAAUGAGAACGGAGAGAAAGAGAAAUUUAGCACAACGCAAAUCUAAAUCCAUUGCAUUGUCGUGACGGAUUUUCAUAAUUUUUUUUUGCAAUUAAAAAAAGCAACACCGAACGUUUCAUAUUCUAACAGUAAUAAUUGCAUAUUAAGUGCUGUAUAUAGCAUUUGUCAAAUUCUACGCCACUGAACUAGGAAAAAAAGCUCCUCAUAAAAUAAUAAUGCGCGCCAAAUGAAGAAGAAUGAGUAUAAAAAAAAUUGGCGAUCGCGUGACUUUUCCAUGCUCGCCAAAAACGCGAAAUAGCUAGCUAUGAGAGAGGCAAUAGAGAAUGACUCGAGUGGGGGUUGCUCAGCGAGUGGGAUGAGUUUUGCAAUAGUUCGCGCACAUUAGCAGAAUGAGUCAAUGAAUUUUUCAUGUUCUCCUUCGCAUCGACAAUAAAAUAAAAAUUGCUGUCCUCAAAGUACACGUUAGAAUAGCUCGCGAUAGUUUCGAAAAGGAUAUCAAAAGUCGUUAUAUUAUAUUUUUAUAAUGGCAAGAAAUGCAAAACAAGUGGACACGAACGAACAUUGACUGACGACAAAUUUUUUAUGGCAAAUACUCAACUAGCAUAGAGCUUAAUAAAUUAUGGAUGGAGGGAAAAUUUGCAAGUUUCUUGUUCUCGUUUUAAAUAAUUUAAAAAUAAUUAAUUUUUAUUCUCUUUUCUUCUACAGGCAAACGACUUGUAAUUGUGCAAAAUUAAUCGAUAAUUAAAUAAUAAUUGCGAUAAACUGGAUGCGAUAAGGGUCGUAGACCACAAAAAAGACGGAAAAAUUGAGUCCAACGGGAACGGAAGCAUAAUAAAGAUGGGUAGUGGAAAUGAGACAAAGAAUGGUGCCACAAAGAGUGGCACUGGAGUGUGGUCAUCAGAUGGACAUGGCUAUUGCCUUAGAUGGAAUAAUCACAAAUCGAAUCUCGUUGAAAUACUUGAAGCACUUAUCAAAAUGGAAUGUUAUGUUGAUUGCACAAUAUAUGUUGAUGAUCGUGUGCAGUUUAAAGCACAUCGUGUUGUAUUAGCCGCAUGCUCACCAUACUUUCAAGCAAUUUUACAGGAUGCUCCACAAGAUCAUUGUAGUUUAAUUUUCCCAGGUGUUAAGGAAUUCGAAAUGAGAACACUUUUAGAGUACAUUUAUGUUGGCGAAGUUAACAUCGCUGAAUCACAGUUACACAGAAUAAUCAAAAUUGCAAAAAUGCUUGAAGUCAAAGGACUUCUUGACAUGGUUGAUCUCACAAAUAAUAUAAGUCAACAGCAACAACAGCAGCCAAUACCAAGUCCACAGAAUAAUAGCAAUCUCUUUAGAAGUGAACGUGAACCAAAUCCAUUAUCAGAUCAUAAACGUGAUCAAAUAGCAUAUCCACUUCAUCCACUAACACAUUCAUCGCCAAUCAUUUCAACGUCAACAAAGAUCUCAUCAGCACAGAGCUCAUCAUCACCACCGUACAAUUAUAAAUCACCAUAUGCAGCAAGUAUUUUCUCACAAAGCUCGAGUGGAUCACGCGAAAUAAUUGGAGCUGGCAUACCAAAGCAACAAGACAUUAUGGAUGACGAAAGAAAUAGAAAUUGGCCAUCACCUUUACCUUUAUCCCUUUCACGAUCUGCUCAAUCAACGCUCAGCUCUGUCUAUGAAACUGGUUCCGAUAUGAAUCCAUUAAAACGUAAAAAAUUAUCAUCAAUUAGUUCAAUGCUCAUGACUCGAGAUACUCCAAUCUUACGUAAUGUUCUUGCUCAAUCCAUUGCUGCCGAUUCAUCAAAUAAUGCACUUCAAAUGAUUGCAAAUGCAUCAAGUCCAACACGUGCUAGUAAUAAUGGCGAUGGUGAAGAUGGCAAUGGAAAUGGAACUGAUAACAUGGAUCACAAUGACACAAAUAAUAACGAAAAUAAUGGCAAUGGAAAUAAUUUAGAUGAUUCUAAUGUUGGAAAUGUAAGUGGCGGAAACGGAUCAGUUUAUGUGAGUUAUGGCAGAAAAAGUGGUGCACGUAGUUAUCACUCAUCGAAUGGAAGCGACAAUUCCGAAAAGGUAAACAUAAUUAUUUUAAUAUUUCAACAAUUUUUUUUCACAAAAAUUUUUUUUUUUAUGUCCACACAGAAAUUUAAAUAUGAAGAACCGGCAUCACCUUUCACUGACAAAUCAUUUGAUGACGAAUCAAAUAGUGAUCGACGCCCACGUGAAUCACCACCAGAAUUUUUAGGCGAUAUUAGACUUCCAUCUUAUCUACAGCAACAACAGCAGUUCCAACAAGCACAAUAUCAACAUCACAGUCAAGGUAGUGGAGGUAAUGGUAGUGCUUCUGGUUCACAAAAACCGGAAUGGAAGCGCUACAAACAAUAUACCAGAAAUGAUAUUAUGUCAGCUAUUGAAUGUGUUCGCAAUGGAAUGAGUGCGCUUCAGGCAAGUCGCAAAUUCGGUGUGCCAUCGCGUACAUUAUAUGAUAAGGUGAAAAAGUUGGGUAUUACAACAGGAACACCACGCAAUAGAUCUACAUCUAAACGAGAACCAGGUCCAAGUUCAAGCAGUGCUGCAUUCCCAUAUGGUUCAUUAAGCGGAGCUGCUGGAGCAUUUGGCUUAUAUCCAAACCAAGACAAUCAAUUAUCAACAUCACAAGACUUUGAUUCAGAAAUGGAAGUUGAAAACAUGAAACAUCACCGACCAAGUCCACAUGCAAGCCUUCUUGAUCCAAUUUUCUUACAGAAAUUAGCAGCAGAAGCUCGUAGCGAAGAUUUUAGAGGUGAUGCUUUACAUGCAAUGGCUCUUGCAGCAGCAGCACAUGCUCAAUUCAAUGGAAUGGGAACAAGUUCACGUGGACAUGAUCCAACCACAGCCAGUGUAUUAUCAAAAUUUAUUAAUCGUCAUGAUAAUGAUGAACGAGAAGAACGAGAACGGGAUAGAGAUCGCGAACGAGACAGAGAGAGGGAGCGUGAAAGGGAGAGAGAUAGAGAGCGAUAUGAAAGAGAACGAGAACGUGAAAGGAAUCGAUCGAAUGGUGAACAAUCAUUAAUUAAACGUGAACCUGCAGAAGAGAUUGAUGAUGAGAUGGAAGAGAUUGAUAGAGCAGAAAAUUUGUCAGUUUUAAGACGUGAAUCUCCACCACACAUGACUCCACCGAUUCCACAUACACCGCCAUUUGAGAAUCGCGGUGUUAUUGUGCCACCAAUGAAGUAUUUAUCACCUAGAUCCGAACCUUCAUCGACCACACCACCAAAUGUUAUGGAUCAGCCAUUAGCACUCGACACGAAUGAAUUAAAGCAGAAAUUUGCUGAAACUGGUGUUGCAUUGACUCCAACAACCACAGCAAAUUAUGAUGAGUAGAAUGCAUUUAUCUCAAUAGACAUAUUCACUCUCAUCAGGUUUUUGUUCCUAUAGAAAAUAUACAAAUCGUUCCUUUUAACCUCCUUUGUUUACUUUCUCUAUCUCUCAAAUCAAAAUUAAUCCUUACUAUCCUUUUGUGGACCAACAUUAUCGAAACGAAGACAUUCUUAAAAGAAUAUUAGUAAAAAAAAGAAUAAUAAUUUGAACACUCAACCGCAUGCAAACAACUACCUCGUACUAAUUAGAUCAUUAGUGAUUAAAAAAACUUUUUUUACAAUUAUUUCUUCUCAUUUGAAAGUUAUCACAUUUCUAUCUAAUAUAAUUCUACAAUUUAAGUUCAAAAUACAAAAAUGUAACGAUUCAGGUAUAGAUUAAUAUAUACAUUUUUAGUUUCAAUUAUUUUUUUAUACUUAUUAUUACUAUUAUUAUUUUUAUUUUUACUGAAAAAAGAAAAAAAGCUCGGGUAAACUAUGUAACUGUUUUCACCACCGUGUCUUAAUAUUAUGGAAAUAUAAUUAUUAAGAACUGCAUAAAUACAAUUAAAUGAAUUUAGGAUUAAUAGUACAAUAUCAAAAAAAAAAAAGCGUUAAGUUGAUUGUUGUCUUAAAUGUGAAAGAUGUUUAAAUCACAAAGGAUUAUAUGAAAUGUUAAUGUUGUGAUAAUUAUAGAAUCACAUUUUCUAAGUUUUUAUAACAAAAUUUUUUGAAUAGUUUGCACGCAAUGAAGAUUUUCGAUCAGCUCAAAGAAUAUUAAAAGAUUUAUAAAGUUUGAAUUGUUAAAAUAAAGCUUCUUAAGAGAUGCUGAAUUGAGCUGAAUAGUGCUGAAUUGAGAUUUUUGUAAGUUGAGCUGUAUUUACUUCAAUUCAGUUCAAUUCAGCUGAGUUGUACUAAAUCGCGCUGAAUUAAACAAAAAAUGCAUUAGAUUGUUUUGAGUUCUUUAGAAUUGGAAAUUUAAACUGCAUUCAGCUAAGUGUGUCAAGCUAGUAGCUGAAUAUUGCUGAAUUGAGGAUCAGAAAACUUUAUUGCAAACAUCACAACCAAAAUCCAGUUACUGUUAAAAAAACAAGCUGAUUAAAACAAAAAACACAAGUGUCUUAUAGAAAAGUGCUACAAAAAUCAUUCAAUAAUCAAUCUUGGACUUAAUUCUUUAGAAAACAAAACAAUUACUAUUAUCACUUUUAUUUUCUUAGAUGUUAAGGAUGAAAUUAUGAAAUGUAAAUGCGUACUCAAGCGUUAAUCACACAUACACAAAAGAGAAAAACGUGAAAGAUUCUUUUUUUGAAAAAAUCAGGACUUUAAAUUUAUAUAUUUUUUUUUGUAUUUAUAUUAAUUUAACUUGUAAGGGGUGCAAUAACUUCACGUACAGAUUUUUUUUUCUUUUUCUUUUAUUCUUAAUUUUUAUAAUUGAAUAUUUUUCAUUAACUAUGAGAGUUCUGAUUUUUGAGCCAUUGAUUAGUCUUUGGAACGAAUAAGCCAACAAUAUUCCGAAUAAUUUGUGAUGCACAAUCAAAUCGAGAUUCUAGCACAAAUGUACAUUCGGAUGCCAUAAUAGAAUUUCGCCAUAUAAUAAUAGUAAUAAUGCUGGAGAGGUUCAGUUCUUUCCGGCUUCAAAUUUGUCGUUGAUUAGUUUAAUAGUUCAAUUUUCCAUAUUUCUUUGCUAACUCACUUUAUGAUUAAGUCGAUUAAGAUAUCGGCUCUAAAUUCGACAACAGACAAUUUAGCAGGAAAACAUAAUUUUUAAUCUUAAUUUUUAUUUACAAAGACUGAAUACUAUUUAGUAAGUUUUUAGCAUGAAUUCCGUUUUGUAAUUCGUAUUCGAUCGCGUAACUGAUAAGAAUGAUUAGGUCUUAAUUAUUAAACUCUAAUUUUUUUAAAUAUAAUUUUCAUUUUACUUCUUUUUUAUCCCUUUUUUUUAAAUUUAGAAUUUUUGUUAUUACGAAAAAAAGAGACGGGGCAAUAAUGCAAUAAUUUUAAUUUUAAAAAAAAAUCUUUUAUGCUCAGCUGUUAUCUUUCAUAAAACGUAUAUAUAUAUAUCAUAAAACACAAUGCACUUACGAAAGAAAUGAGGAGAAAAAAAACCAAUUUAUAAUAAGAUGAGAAAAAAAAAACAUUGUGAUUAAAAUUAAAUGGAUUUAAUAAACUAAAUGGACUGAUAGAAACUACAUAUAAACUUUUUCACAUAAAAUCUUAGUUUUAAUUGAAGAGAAAAAAAUUAUAAAUAAAAUUAAAUUAUGUGGAAAAAUGAGCAUA